GCCUGGAGAUUUGCUAUCCACUUCAAACUUGUUGAUUAACACCAUUGCGCGGAUGCCGUCGUAGCGCAUGACCGACGUCUUACCCGGUGUAUGCGCCUAUCAGGAGUUCAUAUCAGUGCAUUCAUUGUGAGUUGCGAGCUGCAGACUCUUGACUUCUUCGAGCGCAUCACCAAAAAUCACCAAAGCCACAGGACUGAGCAGGGUAUGUCGGCCACAUCGCAAUCAUCGUCUCCGAAAAGGUCUUUCACAGCCGUGAACAGCGAAGGCUCGUUGCGGAUGGCUCGUGAACCACUUGCCCCGAGCGCACGUCAACGCCCAACUCAACGACAUGAGCGACAGCCAUGUGAUCACUACGUCCGGAAUGAGAACAUCUCUAAAUCAGGCGACCCCGCUAGUACGGCCUCGCCUCCUGGUAGCCCUAGGAAAAGACAGCGUUUCAGGUCCCCCAAGGAGAACACAAGUGCAGCAGGCCAUCAGCACCGUCCACUGCUUCCCAUAGAUCAGCCGAGCGAUCAUGAACAAGGAUCGAACGCCGAUCCUCAGCAGUACGAUGGCGAUAAGGAGAUGCGCGACUCACAGCCCAUCGGGGCAGGCCACGACAACAUGCCAGCAAGGUCAGCUCCAUAUUCGUCUACGGGCGAGGUAAAUGGAGUCGAGGCAAGAAGCUUGACGGACGCUGGCCGAACGGCCGUGCAGUCCAACCUUAAGAGAAGGAAAAGGCAGUUUGCCAGUCGAACCAAAACUGGCUGCGGAACAUGUCGAAGGCGGAAGAAGAAAUGCGAUGAAGGGAAGCCCGAAUGUAGCAACUGCACUCGCACUGGGCACUUGUGCGAAGGCUAUGCUAGCAAGGUCCCCUGCCAGAAGAACCAUACAAGAAAACCUCCAUCUCCACCGCAGGCUCGAGAGCAAAGAGAUCGUGAACCGACUGAGGUCUAUCAUAGAUGUCCCGGGCGCAAUCAGUCCUCCAUACCGCACUGCGCAUCCACGCACAGCAACGACCAGCUGUAUCCUGAUGCCAGUGUCGAUAGCAGGCUUAUGAGCGCUCAAGCCCAACCCAUUGUUGUUGAGGAGCACGAGUGUAGAUCACUUCCGCCCAUCAGCUGGAGGAGUCGCUGGAGCGAACCCGCGCGUUUUUCUGAUCCCAGAUGGUCAGCACCCUUACCUGCGCAGUGUUCUCAGUCAUCAAUGCCUACCCUUGACAGGACGCUGUCGAACCGAUAUGUUGUAUCUGCAUCACUGGUACCCCCUCCACGAUCAAGCGUCGGUCAAGUGUACGACCAUACGUUCCAGCGCAUCAGCGGGACCGCCAAUCACACGCCUACAUAAUAUCGUUGGGAGCGUCGGCACUCGCCUGCGGCGAGUGUCAGCGCAGCUGACGUAGCUUAAUAAGCUACGCCUUGGCACGGAUAAUAGCAAAGUAAGUGGGUGGUGAUUAGAUAAUAGGCCCCACAUUAGAUCGUUUAGGAUAAGCACGAGGUCGUGCUUACUUAGUGGAGAUAAAGAGACCAAUGGCGAAUCAGGAGUCAUAGAUAGCUAUUUACUUUAGGAAGCACUUGAUAUUAGGAUUCGAUGAUUAUGCUUACGCUCACAGGUAAGAUAGCUAUCGUCUAAAGAACUAGUUACUAAAUAUGUAUGUUUGGUU
Messenger RNA from Bipolaris sorokiniana ND90Pr, 1642 nucleotides. RefSeq lists its product as uncharacterized. Bases 91 to 1326 code for a protein of 411 amino acids. Lineage: Eukaryota; Fungi; Ascomycota; Dothideomycetes; Pleosporales; Pleosporaceae. The record is from RefSeq and is a predicted model, not a curated record. The transcript is spliced from 2 exons. Gene Ontology annotation, biological process: regulation of DNA-templated transcription. Gene Ontology annotation, molecular function: zinc ion binding; DNA-binding transcription factor activity, RNA polymerase II-specific.